GCCAUGAUGGUAUUGGCUGAAAGACUCGUGUAAAGUUUGUCAUCAGUCAUUGGUGGGUUGAGUGUUGGCAACCAGAUAAUUAUUUAGAACUGUGGGCAAUUCUCCUUUUUUGCAAGGUUAAAAAAAGCACUGGAGUAUUUUUAGCUACUCUUGGACUGUGCACCUGUAAUUAGUUAUUGUUUUCAACUGUCUUGCUCUUUACAGGGAAAACCAAGUCUAUUAAGUGUUCAUUGAUAAGCAUUAACUACAAUUUAGAUUAAAUUGUAGUUAACAGUUGGUUUAUAUCUACUUGCAUGUCUAAAUCUCUAGAAUGUGACUUUUUUUCCUUGUAUAUAAGUAAGAAACCAGCAUUUCAGAAGUUUUUUCCCACUUUAAAUUCAUUGCUUUUUGUUUAUUUUCUGGUUAGAUUAUAAAUUGGUUAUUUUCGUAUGUUUCAGCUGAAACAUCCACAAAAUUGUCAGUAGAGUGGGAUAAAAGUGAAAGAAAUGUAUCUUCUGCUCCGGUUACCUUGAGUCCACUCAAGCUGGAUCCUCUCAAGGAGCUAGAGCUGCUACGACGACAACAAGAACAACUCCAACAGCUUCAGCAGCUUCAGCAGCUUGGGAAACACUUGAAGCAGACUUCCGCAUCAGAUGUUCCUGAGAAAUCAGAAUCAACUGCAAGCAAGUCAUCAAGUGCUGUUAUUAGUACAACUAAGGCUGAGUCUGGGACAGGUGACUCAAGGUCGUUACAGUACAGCCAUGGGACUCAGGGUACGCCAGCUCAAGAGAAAAAUAGCACUGCAGCAGAUCGAAACACAGUUUCCACUGAGAGAAAUUUAAAACAAAAAGGUGCAAAGCAACCUUGUAAAUUUUUUCCUAAUUGUCGAUUUGGAACCAGUUGUCGUUUUCAACACCCUCCUUGCAAGUUUGGUUCAAGGUGUCCAAAAAGUGAGUGCAUAUUUGAUCACAGUCCAGAAUCGUUAAUUGAAGAAUAUCGAGAGGAAUCUCAAUUCCAAGGAGAUUUUCCAGAGGAGUCUGAGUCACAUGGCAAUAGUUGUAUGGCAUUUUCAGGAAGAGGAGAUCAGAUUCCUGGUAUUGGAGAUGGUGAACUACCAGUGGUGCCAUCAAAAACAGGAGAUACGACUGACACAGCAGUUGGAGAGAGGAAGGACAAUGACACAAACCAAGACAAUAGUAACCAAGCCAGUAGUUUUCAGGACAACAGCUAUGAGGUAUCUGGAGAGGACUACAUGGAGGUUGAGGAUGAACACUAUAAAGAAGGAGAGAUGGCCAAAGAAGGAGAAGUUGCUGUUCCUGAUCAAAGUGACACGCAAACUGAAGAAUGGCAACAAACUUCUCACCAUGACCUUCACUGGGAUAGGCCCCCACAUCAUCAGGGAGAACAUGCCAGUACAGCCCCUCCUUGGGAUAGAGAAAAGACCUCCCAUGAGUCACAUUGGCCACCACCUAGAGACAGGUUAUCCAGAUGGGAAGGAGAGCAACUACCUCAGGAAAGAGAUGGGAGGCCACCAGUGCCAAGAGAGGGUGAGCGUCAUGAUGAAGUAUGGAACCGAAGAGAGUGGAGACCUCCAUUUGACAGGUUUGAAAGGGGACCAAGACCACCUUUUCCAAGAGAUGAAAGUGAUUUUGGGCCUUUGGCCCCUAGGCCUGGGAGAGACAGAAGGCUUCCUUUGCCGCCAGAUGAACAAGAUAGAAGGCCCCCUUGGUUGAAUCAGCAAGGUGCAAGAUCCCCAGUCUCAAAGGAUGACUGGGACAGAAAGCCUCCCAUUCCACGAGUUGAACCAGAGUCUGGUAAACAGGAAGACCAAGCGCAAAAAGAACCAUCAAACAAGGUUCCAGUACAAAAGGAAGAGAGGGACAGACCACCAUUUCUAAGAGGAGAGCAGGAGAAACAACCUAUUCCUAGGGAUGACCAAGAUCGGCCACCUUUCCCAAGAGAUGAACGUGACCAACCGCCCUUCCCACGAGGUGUAUGGGACCGACCACCGUUCUCAAGAGAUGAACAGGACAGACCACCUUUCCCAAGAGAUGAACAGAACAGACCACCUUUCCCAAGAGAUGAACAGGACAGACCAGCUUUCCCAAGAGAUGAACAGGACAGACCAGCUUUCCCAAGAGAUGAACAGGACAGACCACCUUUCCCAAGAGAUGAACAGAACAGACCACCUUUCCCAAGAGAUGAACAGAACAGACCACCUUUCCCAAGAGAUGAACAGGACAGACCACCCUUCCCAAGAGACGAACAGGACAGACCACCUUUCCCAAGAGAUGGAUGGGACCGACCACCCAUCCCUAAGGAUGAACAGGAGCGACCACCCAUCCCUAGAGAUGAACGGGACCGGCCACCCAUCCCUAGAGAUGCCAGAGUUCAGCCACCUUACCCAAGAGAUGAUCGGGAAAGGCCACCUUUCCCAAGAGAUGAACGAGACCAUCCACGUCAUCCAAGAGAUGAGCGUGACUGGCCACCUUUCCAUAGAAAUGAAAGAGAUUGGCCACAUUUCUCUAGAGAUGAUUGGGAUCGACCACCAUUUCCAAGAGAUGAAAGAGAUUUUCCAUUUCCACCCAGGGGAGGUAGGGAUCGUUGGUCACCUCCUCCAAGGGAUGCAAGAGGAAGAUGGCCCCCAUUUCCUCGAGAAGAGAUGGAUGAGUUUGGCUGGUCAAGAGAACAUGGCCCACCUGGUAGACCUUUUUCUCCCCCAUUGAGAGGUAGAAGGGCAAGACCACCAUUCCAUGAGGAUGAAAGAGGGAGACCAAUAUCGCCACCCCCAUGGCCACCAACAGAACAUUACAGACGGGGACGGUCCCCCCCAGGAUCAGACUUCAGAGGCAGGCCUCCACCUCCUGAGAAAUUUGAUCGGUUUGGUCAUCCUUUGCCACCUCCUCCAUGUGAAGCAGAUUUCUUUGAUGAGCGAGGGAGGCCACCACCUCAUGACUGGGAUAGAAGAGACUGGAGAAGACCACCUGGAGAGGAGAGACUCAGAGAACCUCCAUACCCAGAUGAUCAAUGGAGAAGAUCGCCCCCACCCUACAGGGACCACCCAGAUCAUUUACCCCCUGACCACCCUAUAGAACGAGAAAGAGAUGACAGAAGAGGUCGAGAAGAUAGAUUUUAUGAGGAGCGUCCACUAGACAGAAGACCCCCAUUUGAUGAUUACUUCAGGGAUCGACCUCCCUACUCUGAGGACUAUCCUCCACGUGACCCUACUUCUUACCCUCCCCACCCCGAAGAGGGAAGACAUCCAAGUGAGACACCACGAGUGGAGAAAAAGCCAGAGACUGUUCCUGUUGAAAGUAUUCUGGACUCUCCAGGACGGGAUUCUAGACCUGAUAGGAUUGUUAUCAUUCUUAGAGGCCCUCCAGGGAGUGGUAAAACACAUGUAGCCAGGCUUAUUAAGGACAAAGAAGUGAGCUAUGGAGCACAUGCUCCACGAAUCUUAGCUUUGGAUGAUUACUUUUUGAUGGAAGUUGAGAAAUCAGAACAAGACCCUGACACUGGAAAGAAAAUAAAGAAGAAAGUAACCGAGUAUGUAUAUGAAGAAGAGAUGGAGGAAGCCUACAGAGCAAGUUUGUUUAAAUCUUUUACUAAAACACUGGAGGAUGGUUUCUUUCCUGUCGUCAUUGUGGAUGCUAUUCAUGACAAGGUUGAACAUUUUGACAAAUAUUGGAGUCAUGCAAAACAGAAAGGUUUUGAGGUUUAUGUAGCCGAAUUAAUGGCUGAUGCGCAUGCCUGUGCUAAACGGAACAGUCACAAUCGCACCUUUGAGGACAUCAACAAGAUGGUUGCAGCGUGGGAAGAGACACCAGUUCAUCAUCUGAGGCUUGAUGUACGAUCACUAUUACAAGAUGCUGUCAUUACUGAGGUUGAGAUGGAGGCAGCUGAUGACACAUCUGUGGCUGCUGCUGCCACGGAAGCUCCUGCAGGACAAAUGGAAACACAGGAACAGCUGGAGGAAGAAGAGUCUGAGAUACAGGUGCCUUCACGUAGCAAAUGGGAAGACAUGGAGCCAGCGGAAGACAAACUGAAUAAACUUGACGGCAUCCGACCACUGAAGGGCAAGAGGAGGAGAGAGGAGUCGCCCCCAUUCCCUCUCAGCGAUGAUGAUGACCCAUACGACGAACGCGAAGAAGACAUGCGCAUUGGCAAGAAGAGGGUUCGGUGGGCGGACCUCGAGGAGAAGAAAGAGUUAGAGCAUAGAAGAAGAAUCGGCUUUUGCAUAGGUACCGACUGGAGCUUGUUAACGGAUCCUCACGCUGAAAUCCCCCGUACCUUUGAAGAACCGCCCAAGACAGAGCAUUCGUCCGAAGAACAAGACAAAAAAUCAGAGAAACCGCUUCGUUGGGACUUUUUCAUUUAACCGUUUGACCCCUGGGUUGAAAACUGUGCCAAGAUGAUAAUAUAAUUUUGAACGACUCUCAUCCACGCGCAGUGAAGGUUUUCCUGUACACUCCCUUCUACAGCAUGAAAAUAGUACAACAGCGUUCGCUUGAAAACGGCCACAGUCCACUUACUUGUUUUAAUGUAUUGAAAAAAUGAGUCUUUUUUACACAGUAUUAAGAAAUUUAAAGAAAACCAUUGUCAUGCAAAUUUAAUAACCGAGUUACGCCAGUCUCACAAAUUGUUCGCAAAUCUUUCAUAGGAUUUUUUUUUAAUAAAUGUAGAAAAUGUGUUGUGUGUACUGCUGCGGCGGUAAUGUUCAUCGGUGAAGAUGCUGCGCGCUUUCAGACCACAAGUUUGUACGGUGUGAGCUUUUUUUUUUUCAUACAAAGACGAUAAUUAAUAUUGAUGAAGAAAACGAAAAUACCGCUUGCACCUGCUUGGUUUGUAGCGACAAUGUAUUGAAGCAAAUAAAGUCAAACUUUCUUCCACUGUUAUUCACAACAAUCUUCAAAACUAAACACAGCAAAACGUCGUUUGAACAGUGUAAUAAACCGAAUAACAUACUGUG
Molecule: messenger RNA, 4948 nt
Organism: Orbicella faveolata
Lineage: Eukaryota; Metazoa; Cnidaria; Anthozoa; Scleractinia; Merulinidae
Biological process (GO): regulation of telomere maintenance
Cellular component (GO): nucleus
Molecular function (GO): metal ion binding
Source: RefSeq, a predicted model, not a curated record